UAAUUUCUUGAAUAAAUCCUCAUUUUGCCACCCUUUGUGUUAAUUGGAACGGCAAUGAUGAUGCGAGUAAAAAAUUUAAAAAAUCAACUAUCGAUGUAUCGAUUACGUGCAAUCGAUUUUAAAACAACGACACGUUGGCGGCGCCGUUAACCAGCAGCACAUUUUUAUACCGUUGUCCUCUGUGGCUCGAAACGUUUUCCAGUAUUUAUCUCAGUAUUUUUUUUAUAUUUAUAACAAACACUGAAUCCGUUUUUUCAUUUUGUGAGUUGUCAAUAUCUCAAUUGAAUGUUAACAAAGUGUUUAGAAAAGUUAUAGGAUCAGAAUGAGGAUUAUCCGAUUGAGAAGGAGCCAUCUGGUAAAUCUACUACUCGGAUCAACUCUUGCCUUGCUCUUUUUUUAUGCAGUUGUCUCAUUUUUCUUUGGCACUGAAGUUCCAAAAUUCAAAGAAUACUGGGCCGAGAGUAUCCAAGGUAAAAGAGCACCAGUACUUACCGAAGGUCUCGGCAAUUUUGAGCCUACAGAUGUCAAGCAGCGCUUUGGUCCUGGUGAAGGUGGAAAGCCUCACAAGUUACGAGAGGAUCAGAAAAACGAUGUUCAAGAUUCGGAAUCUGAUUAUGGAAUGAAUAUGGUCUGUUCCGAUGAAAUCUCCCUUGACAGAUCCAUUCCAGAUACAAGGCCACAGGAAUGCAAACACUGGAAUUACCCAGAAUCUCUACCUCGCACCAGUGUUAUUAUAGUAUUUCACAAUGAAGGCUGGUCCGUCCUGAUGAGAACCGUUCAUUCGGUCAUCAACAGAACGCCGCCACAAUUUUUGGAGGAGGUUCUUCUUGUAGAUGACUUUUCGGAUAAAGAAAAUCUCAAGGAAGAAUUAGAAUCUUAUAUCGAGAGAUGGGAUGGAAAAGUGAGAAUUUUGAGAAACCACGAGAGACAAGGCCUAAUUAGGACACGAUCACGCGGAGCACGAGAGGCUAAAGGCGAAGUAAUCGUCUUUCUGGAUGCUCACUGCGAAGUCAACGUCAAUUGGUUGCCCCCGCUGUUGGCGCCCAUUAAUCUCGACCGGACAGUGAUGACGGUACCCGUAAUCGACGGAAUCGAUCACGAGGACUUUGCUUAUCACGAGGUAUAUUCAGAAGGAACUUUAUACCGUGGAAUAUUCGAAUGGGGAAUGUUGUACAAAGAGAACGAAUUGCCGAAACGAGAAUCAAAAACACGACCGUACAACAGUAUGCCUUACAAAUCGCCGACUCACGCCGGUGGGUUGUUCGCCAUCGACCGUAAAUAUUUCCUGUCCCUUGGAGGAUACGACGAAGGUCUUCUCGUAUGGGGAGGCGAGAAUUUCGAGCUGUCAUUUAAAAUUUGGCAAUGCGGCGGGAGUAUUUUGUGGGUUCCUUGUUCGCACGUUGGUCACGUUUACCGAGGAUUCAUGCCUUACAACUUUGGCAAAUUGGCUGCGAAAAAGAAAGGACCUCUUAUCACGAUCAAUUAUAAGCGCGUUAUCGAGACGUGGUUCGAUGAGAAGCAUAAAGAAUUUUUCUACACGCGAGAGCCUCUGGCACGGUUACUCGAUCACGGAGACAUAACGGAACAACUGGCGUUCAAGGAACGUAAAAAAUGCAAAAGUUUCCAAUGGUACAUGGACAAUGUGGCUUACGACGUCUUGGACAAAUUUCCGGAACUCCCGCGAAAUCUUCACUGGGGCGAGUUAAGAAGUGAUGCAACGUCAAACUGCCUCGAUACCAUGGGCAAUUCUCCACCCAGACUUAUGGCUACAUCUCGUUGCCACGGUUCUGGAAAUAAUCAGUUGAUGAGGCUGAACGAGAAGGGACAAUUGGGCGUUGGUGAACGUUGCGUCGAUGCCGACACUCAAGGAAUCAAAUUAACUUUUUGUCACCUAGGAACGGUCAACGGACCAUGGCAAUACGACGAGAAAACGAAAACUUUACUUCACCGAGUACACAAAAAAUGCAUGGCACUCCAUCCUCAAACGCAUCAAUUAUCGUUAUUGCCCUGCGACGUCAAGAACACUUAUCAUAAAUGGACGUUCCACCCAAUUCAACCGCGCUGGUACGCUUUUUUCGUAUUUCUCAAGACUCGCGUCGAUAUCAGCCUCUCGAACGUCGUGAUCAAAGUUCCUUUCCGAGCAAACAGGAACAUUCGGAUUCGACGAUUGAUACUCGAGAAACAAAUCUCGUACGUGCUGAGAAACGUCUCGACUUCCAAGAUCUUCUUCUUCGACGCUCGUGAAUAUCUCGGCAAAGCUGAGAUUAACGCAGAUAUUUGGUUCGUAACUCUUCGUAUAUUCUUCGAACUCUUUGGUUCGUAUACUCUUUGGAGUACAAAUUUAUGGAGAUGAAGAUUAAAAUAUAAAAAUUGAAUUUCAAGCUUGGAUUAAAUAAUCGAAAAGUAAUUUAAAAAAGUUGUUGAAAUUUAUGCUUGCGUCGUUAUCCAAAUGGCCAUUUUUCUCAGCUCAUUUGUUGGGCUGUAAAACGAAAAAAAAAAAACUGAGAAAAGUUUUGAGGCGAUCCACCAGACUCGCAAUCAGUAAAAUUCCUACUUGCACACUUUUCCUUUUACACAGUUCGAAUUUCGAGAAAUUCGACUGUGCUCGAAUCCUUCAUCUAAUGUUUCGAUUUCCAAUUUAUUUACAAAUUCAUUUUAUUACUAAAUACUGGAAUUUCGAACAUGGACAAUGUGGCUUACGACGUCUUGGACAAAUUUCCGGAACUCCCGCGAAAUCUUCACUGGGGCGAGGUAAUUGCUUUGUUUCAAUUGAAUAAACCAAAAUAAACGAAAAACUAUCAGGAAACAGUGUGGAUUUUUCUUCUGUUGAUAUUUAGUUAAGAAGUGAUGCAACGUCAAACUGCCUCGAUACCAUGGGCAAUUCUCCACCCAAACUUAUGGCUACAUCUCGUUGCCACGGUUCUGGAAAUAAUCAGUUGAUGAGGCUGAACGAGAAGGGACAAUUGGGCGUUGGUGAACGUUGCGUCGAUGCCGACACUCAAGGAAUCAAAUUAACUUUUUGUCACCUAGGAACGGUCAACGGACCGUGGCAAUACGACGAG
Venturia canescens is the source of this 3062-nucleotide messenger RNA. RefSeq names its product N-acetylgalactosaminyltransferase 7 (gene Pgant7). Gene Ontology annotation, cellular component: Golgi apparatus. The record is from RefSeq and is a predicted model, not a curated record. NCBI's taxonomy places the organism in Eukaryota, Metazoa, Arthropoda, Insecta, Hymenoptera, Ichneumonidae. Bases 323 to 2353 code for a protein of 676 amino acids. Gene Ontology annotation, biological process: protein O-linked glycosylation. Gene Ontology annotation, molecular function: polypeptide N-acetylgalactosaminyltransferase activity. The transcript has 12 exons.